Messenger RNA from Nerophis lumbriciformis (worm pipefish), 3298 nucleotides. RefSeq names its product endosomal transmembrane epsin interactor 1-like. The record is from RefSeq and is a predicted model, not a curated record. Lineage: Eukaryota; Metazoa; Chordata; Actinopteri; Syngnathiformes; Syngnathidae. Gene Ontology annotation, cellular component: membrane.
CCUAGUAGUACCCUGCUUCGCCAUUGCGGAUCUCUACUAGUGUCGUAGCCCGGGACGAUCCAUCUUCUUCAUAUGCGGACACACUGCAGUGUGUGUGUGUGUGUGUGUGUGUGUGUGUGUGUGCGUGUGUGUGUGUGUGUGUGUGUGUGUGUGUGUGUGUCAGCAUGGCAGCGGCGUGACAAUGGUGCAAGAUGCGUGGACACGCUGAAGGAAUGAACGCGCUCCCGUCGUCCUCGUCAUUGAUUUGGAACAUCCGGCUCUGACCUCCACUCUCUCCCGUGUGUCCACCCCCCGUGUUGCGGCAUCGCCAGGUUCUCUAGUGACUGGAGCGGGACUUCUCUGAAGGACAAUGCCGGUGAACGCGCUGCCCCGGGCGGCCACCAGCGGCCAAGGGGGCUCCCUCAGCCCCGCGUCGCUCUCGCGCAGCCUCUCCCGGCUGAGGGAAUACCGGACUCGGACCCGGAUCAUGCUGGCCCUGGGGGUCUCCCAGAUGGUCCUGGGCAGCCUCAUCCUGGCCGUCAGCUUCGCGGCUCUGGCGCUCACCACGUCGCCCAGGGUCCGACACUCGUGCCCGUUCUGGGCUGGCUUUUCAGUUCUUCUCUCGGGGCUAAUUGGAGUGGUUUCAUGGAAGAGGCCGCUCUCAUUGGUGAUCACAUUCUUCAUGUUGUUGUCAGCAGUUUGUGUGAUGCUCAACCUGGCAGGCUCCAUCCUUUCCUGCCAGAACGCUCAGCUGGUCAACUCACUGGAGGAAUGUCAGCUGCUCAAGUUCGACAGCGACGGAGUGUGUGUGUGCUGCGAGCUCCAGCAACAGAGCUCGAGCUGCAACAACCUUGGAGAGACGCUGAAACUUAACCCCCUGAGGGACUGCAAUACCAUACGCUUGCGACUCAAGGAGCUGCUGUUCAGCGUGUGUGCUCUCAACGUCAUCUCCACCAUAGUUUGUGCCCUCGCCACAGCCAUGUGCUGCAUGCAAAUUGUCUCCACCGAUGUGCUGCAGAUGUUUAUGCCACACCGAACACGAGCUCUGAAUGCUGACUGUGUGACUCCCCAUGGAACCAUCAUCCACCAAACACUGGACUUUGAUGAGUUUAUUCCUCCCAUUCCCCCACCACCUUACUACCCCCCUGAGUACACCUGCACACCCUCAAUGGAUGGACUGAGAGGCCUCCACCUGGACUUUCCUCAUUCUCCCUUCAGUGCUAUUUAUGGGGUGCCAAUUAACAGCCCUGGGACGCUGUACCCGACUGACCUGCCCCCACCGUAUGAGUCUGUGGUAGGGCAGACCCCUGCAAGCCAGGUCACCACCAGCAUCGAACAACAGGCCACGGAAUCCAGUCCAUGUGACAGAAACACAACGGCAGGACUUAGUACUCAGGCCUCAGUGGACAGUGCAUCCCUGAUGGUGUCAGAAGUUGCUGAUCAGGACCACACCGGCUCCUCGGAGGACUUGUGCUCCCUGGAGGUGCAAGGCUCAGACUCCUCUCCCUAUAGCACACCCCACAAUGCGCUCACCGAUGGAAGCUGCACCAGCCUGGAGCUUUGCACGCGCACACGAUGCCACUAUGGCUUAUCAAACACGGAUGCCCGCCCCAGUGACACCGGGUUCAGUGAGUCCUCACACACCCAGGAGUCUCUUGAACGCUCUCCGGACUGGUCCUCGGAAAAUUACAGCAAUCUGGACCAGGAGGAUUCCGCGGAUCACUCUCGCGCUUGUGAGGAACUCAGGCCUGCCAUGCACCUUUGCGACGAGCUUGCAUCCGCCAAACAUUUUCCGGAGGAGCCACCGAAAGUGUCACCACAUUCUCUUAUCAAAGCGCGAAUGAUGAGCCGGAAGCUCCCGCUUGCUGUCGCCACACCUCCGCCUCCCCAGCCUUGCUCCCCGACUUCCGUGGCCUCUUCUGGUGGAACUUCAGCCAUCAGUCCCUUGGCUCCCUCUCCUUCUCCCUCCCCUCCUAGCAGGCUACGAGGCCCCCGGCUGUGUUUCAGUGUAUGGUCCCCGUCCUCUGCUCCACAGCCACCGUCUACCUCAUCUCAAAGCGGAUGUUCACCCUCAGAGAGACCUCGGGUGCUCCGUGCAGCCAGGAGGUGCCGCAAGCUGGCACGUAUUGUCCGCUCCACCAGUGACCCUAUCUCUUGCUCCUCUAAUACCAGAAGAGAGCAUUGGGCUUCUAACUCUUCAAUGAAUCCCUCAGCUGACAAUUCAGCUCAUACAUCACCAGAGCAAGAGCCAUCAGGCGUUUCAUCGGAUGGCGUCGGAGCCAAACCCAGCUGUGCCAAGAAGCAGCAAAAGGAGGGCAAAAAAGCAGACCUCCACCCUAAAAGUAGAGGUCUGCAAGCGCGCUCCCCCCGUGAACAGCCCCAAUCACUGGCUGACCUUAAAAUGUUUAAAGACACUAAAAUAUUAGUGGCCAAGUUCCUAGAGCAUUCCAGCUGCAAUUUAUCACCUGAGGUCCAGCAAGUCGUCAAUAACAUCAAGUGUGUCAUCAAGUCCGAUGAGAAGCACAUGGAGGAGGCGAUAUUUAGUGCCAAUGUCAUAGAUCAGGUGAUGACUCAGCGCAUUAGCGGCAGUCCCAGGAAACGCGGCCAAGAGGAUCUUCACCUUCAAAGCUGCGGUGCUUUGAGUUCAUCGCCUUCCAUGCGCCGUCCCAAACACCUUCAACAAGCCACCAGCACUUCUCCAAACCCCCUAGACUCUCCCACCUUCGAACAAAGCCUCGAGUGCAGGGAAACUAUUCUCUGACCGCCAUCGCCGCCAGGACCCCGGGUCAUCGCUUGUGAGGGCAUUCCAAAGCAGCUGCAGACUUCCCUUUGCUGCGCGCUAAUGCAUAAGUGGUCGGGCACGGCGAGGGGGGAAAUGGUCUCAAGUUAUAUCCCCUUGAGCACCGUGAGACUGUGCAGAGUCAUCAGCAGAAAUGGUAGCAAACUCAAGACUGUGCCUGCCUGGCUAGAGUGGCUUUGUUCUCAUCAGAAAAUAUAAUAGAAUGUUUCUCCCUCAGGAGACUUUUUUUUUUUUUAUACUGAGUUUCUUCGAAAAGAAACACACAGACAGUCAGCUGGGAUCUGUCAAUCACAGGUGUUGUGUUACUCAUGGUACUCUUCUCGUCCCGAUGUGAAACAGGAAGAAAUGUGUUUGUACUCGACUGUGAAGGGAAAAGAAUGUGUUUUACUCGUGGAUUCUGUGGAACGAUUACUGAUAGGGUCGUGAAUAUUUUGUGGCGCCACCGGUUGAAAAACCUUAAAGACGUUUUAACUUACCUCAUUGUGUUACAUUUCUUAUCAGUGUUCAAUAAAGCAUCAG